Molecule: messenger RNA, 461 nt
Organism: Harpegnathos saltator (Jerdon's jumping ant)
Lineage: Eukaryota; Metazoa; Arthropoda; Insecta; Hymenoptera; Formicidae
Exons: 2
Coding region: 46-339 (97 amino acids)
Source: RefSeq, a predicted model, not a curated record
AAUAUGUUCAUGAACAAUUAAAUUGUAUACCUUCAGGUAGAAUUUAUGAAAAAAAUCGGAAGAAAAAGUGUUAAAAAUUUGGUGCAACGAUGUAUGAGCCGCUUAUUUACAAAUGAAUUCGGUAUAGACUGUUCUUGGUAUGGUCGUAGGAAUAAUCAUCGCAUGUGCGAUUUGAAAUGCAUUCGCAUCAUAAAAGAUGCGUUAAGAGCCAAAGGUGUUGACGAAUGCGACUUUGAAACUGCAGCAAGCGAAUGGUUUCGUCUUUGCAAACUACAAUACGAUCGAGAAAAUAAAAAGAUAUUAGCCGAUAAUAAUGAUUCACACGAAAUAAAGACGUAGCUUUCACUGCAUUUUCUACUUACAUAUACUGUUACGUAAAAGUUAAAAAUCUCAGUUUUUUGUUAUUUAAAUUAUGUCUUUAUGUAGAUUAUGCCUUUUUAAAUUAUAUUGCAAAAGUUAUA